This is a messenger RNA of Scylla paramamosain (green mud crab), 2503 nucleotides long. RefSeq lists its product as uncharacterized. The record is from RefSeq and is a predicted model, not a curated record. The transcript is spliced from 3 exons. NCBI's taxonomy places the organism in Eukaryota, Metazoa, Arthropoda, Malacostraca, Decapoda, Portunidae. The coding region runs from base 303 to 1871 and encodes 522 amino acids.
CAGAGGGUUUCCCUGAAGUUACACCCUUGCUGAUUGGGAAGAAAGACUGAGUGUUGAAACAUUAUACUCAUCGUGGCACCAUUCCAGUGCUUCUUCCUGCUUCGUUAAGGUAGAGAGACUGACAGUAUAUGCCAGGAAGUAAGACAAUGCAGCAAAGCUGGGAAAGUAAGGAACGUUAUCUUGAGCUCUCUUAUGGAGUAGUGAGACCUGAGAUGCGAUAAACUGUCUUAUCAGUAUGGGAGGCCAAUGUGCAUGGCGUAAGAGAGGACGCGACAAGCCCAGUUCUUCGCAGAGCAUCACUUAUGCAUCCCAAGACGCUGGAAUCCCUGUGUGUGGACGAGCUGGUGGCUGCCACCGUUCGGUACCAACGCUCCGUUAAAAGCGCCGAGAGGAUAUGGGCAGCUGUCAGCCAGGUGUGGGAACUCCUCUGGCCGCUGGGGAGUGGUCUGGCAUAUCGUGCCACCUCGCUGCUUCACUCCCAUCUCCUCUGUCAGUCGCUACUGAAUCACACAUCUCAACGCGCAGGACAGUUUCAAGUAUAUGACGCUACAUCAGCCCUGGUGACACUACUGGCUACCAAAACUCACACACUGUCAUUUGUGCCAACUGAACCUCAGCUGUCUGCACUGAACCCCGCACUAGCAGUACUCGUAUGCAGCGAGGAUCUGCCCCUACAGGAGCUUGUCUUGACAGGUAUCGAUAUGGGAUCAGAGUUUGACUUUCUUUCUAGCCUGCUACUUUGCUGCAAAAAACUCUCAGUCCUCAAGCUGGGUGGCAACUGUUCAGCGGGUGUACUGCUGGCGGCUCGUGACUGUCCCUUGACUGUACUACACCUGAGUGAGCGCCAGGCCUGGCAGCCCAGAAUACAGGAGAACAGUUUGGCUAAGAUGCUCAUUGGAUGUGAUGGAACCUUGAAGCAAGAGUUAGAGGCCAUAUGUGAGGGGAAACAACCCAGCUUCAAAUCCUUCUGGCCUGAUCUUAUAGAUGUGUGCACUGGCUGGUGUAAGGUAUCAUUUGAGUUCCUCCUCCUUGUUCUCGUUGCAUUUCCCAGGCUGCAGCAACUUCAUAGUCAGCUUAUUGACAUCUCGGUCAUUGUGAAACGGUACGCAGAUCUAGCUCAGCAGGUUCCUGGCCUGCACAAUCUUUGUCUUAAAACUAACACUGUCAUCUACUUAUACUUUUCCCAAAUGCACCGUUAUUUUCCGAACGCUACGACACUUCGCAUCUUCAAUAUCACCGAUGUUGAGAAACUUUUGUGGGAGUUGCUUGAAGCAUCUAAAGAUCUGCCACACGUGCAUGCAUUGACACUGGUCCUAGCUCCAGGUCCCAUUCCGCAACACAGCAAGUUUCCUCUUAGAGAGCAGUUUAUUCCCUUCGGGCGGCGCAUCACGGAACUGCAUAUAGAGGAACAUCAUGGCGGUGGGUGGAUCUUGGCAAUGCUGAGUCUAUUUCCAAGUUUGCAACAUUUACGCCUUCCUGGGAGCGCCCUGCACUUUCCUGAAGAGACGCGUCCUGUUGCUGUUUUCCCGUCCGUUUCCAAACUGGAGUGCAUUUACAGCUACUCAUCUCGGCUUCUACCAUUUUUGGCACUGAUCUUCCCCAACUUGGAGUCAUUGACUCUGAAGAGCCAAUCCUCCCAUCUCACAUUGGCACUACCCUGGGAGCAACUGUGUGCAAUGGUGCGGCUAAGGGACGUGAGACUGAUAGGGAAGCUCGUUGAUAACAUCUCUGGUUUGUGCUGCGUCCCAAGAAAUUCAUCUGACGGCAGCCACUGGUCGUUAAGUGUUCCUCCACGCAGCAUGGCCUCUGGCGAUUUGGCGCGGCUUAGAUGGGCUGGCUGGACUUGCUUUUAUAUCAAUGACUACCGAUGACCCUCAUCUCAGGAUUGAAGAUCACAAGGACAGUGAAGUCUGUGUCAAAUUUAUUGUCGAGUAGACAAUUUAUAAUAUUUUUUCUUGUUUGUGAGAUAUAUUAAGUAUUUGCCCAUGUCAGGAGAUUAUCGAUUGUGGACAGUUUUCUCCUUCAGUCAGCAUUGCAGUGCAGCCUCUCGUAUCUGUUAACACCCACACAAAAUACUCAAAGUGAUAAAAGAAACUACAAUGCAGAUUACACUGAAAAAAAAAAAAAUCAUUUGGUUUGUUAAAGAAUCGGUUUGUCUGAAAACACUGCUCCGUGCAGAGCUGCGAACACUAGAGAGCUUGCGCUUGCUUCAUAAUAUUGCGACUGAUUGGAGAAUGCCUUUGGAGGUGAUAGGAUGUUCACGAUGUUGGUGAAACACUCGAAGCACUUUAUUAUAGUUGCUGAAUCUAAAAACAUACGUAUUAUAUUUCUAUAUACAAGUAGCCCAUGUAAAACCUAAGUUUUUUGGGCAGUAAUGGUUAUAUCUUAUAGCAAAGAUAAUUUCAUAAUACAAAACACAUACACAUAAAAACACAUGCACAUAUACAUUUACAUACAUAUACAUAUUCAUAUAUACUUAUGCAUACAAACAUACACAUGCAUA